GAGAGACGAGCUCUCAAUGCCGUGAGACAGCUCUUCGAUGGACGCCACGGGCGUGUUCUCAUCUGCCCGCCAGCUGACAUGGAAGAGUUCUACCUGGAGCUGGAGCGCGAGAAGUGCUUCUUCGACAGAGAUCCGAAGAGGCAUUUGAGAUACAACGCAUCCAGGAAGUUUAAAGUGGCCCACAUGCGAGCAGACUCCGACACACGUCUCUAUGCCGGCGAGAAGCUGAAGACUCUCGUGGAUGAGUUCGACAGCAAGCAGAGAAUCGCAGGACAGAUCCGACGCGAGUGGGAGCUGGAUUGGCGAGCAUCUGAGUACCGAGCUGCACAAGCAGCGGCUGAGAAGGAUCGUGCCGAAAAGGAAGCCAGGUAG
Symbiodinium sp. CCMP2456 is the source of this 372-nucleotide messenger RNA. The record is from the annotation of a GenBank genome assembly. NCBI's taxonomy places the organism in Eukaryota, Dinophyceae, Suessiales, Symbiodiniaceae.